AAUUUUCAUCCCGCAGAAACGGACUUUGAGGAAGUAGGCAGUCAACCGCUAGAGUCGACUUCGACUAGUCUUCCCGAUGUCCCCAUAGGACCUGGCCAGGUACGAGUUCUGGCGCUGCAGGAGUCAGGUGUUCCCACCAGCACCAGCUACGGCCGCCUCCUUACUCCGUUCCCCGAGCUUCGCUCCUUCACCGUCUGCUACAGGAUCCGGCUUAACAGGUUUCGGGAGGAGUCCACGGUGAUGUCCUACGCUGUCUCAGAUGACAAGGACAACGAGCUCAGGAUGGACCACCAGGUGAUGGGCUUGAAGGUGACUCUACACAGCAAGUGGGCACUAACAACGCUGCAGACACCCAUCGGCUCGUGGGCACACUUCUGCUUCCUCUAUCGCUUCCUCACUGGGGAAUGGAACAUCUUCCAGGACGGUGAGCUUCGCGCACACGGCACCUUUCCCAUUACUGACACACCUCUCUUAGGGAAUGGCGUCUACAUAAUAGGGCAGGAGCAGGAUUCCAUGGGCGGAGGUUUCCAGCGAGACCAGUGCUUCAGUGGCGAGAUCACUGAGCUUAACUUCUGGGACACUGAGCUUUCUAACCAUACCAUUAAAAGGGAACUCCUAUUGUUGGGGAAUUGGGCAGUGCCCCAGAACGAAGAGGAGAACUCCCUUAUAUACCUGUCAACUCAGAAGUGGGCAGAGAAUUGCUCAGGACAGCUUGGGGCAUCGUAUAUGUGGCUAGGGGCCAAUGAUAAUAAGAUUGAAAAUAAAUGGGUUUACUGGGGCUCUGGAGAACCCAUACCCAAGCAAGGUGUCUGGCGUGGCAAGGGACCUAAUGGUGGCACUGUCGAGAACUGCCUGGUGAUGUUAUAUGGUUACUUUCAGGGAGAAUGGUCAGAUAUUGCCUGCCUUGAGACCUAUGCUUUCUGUGCUGUGUGUGAGAUGGAGAACAAUCAGGUUAUGUACCUAAAGGGCCCAGCUGUGUGCAAAGACUCACCUUUCGAUAUUCAGUAUGUGUCUGGGAAUGAAAGAGGAGGCCGCAUCUCUCUAAAAGGAUUCUAUCACUCUGAUAUCUUCUGGGAUGUUGAAAAUAGAACCUGGGUCCUUCAGUCACUAAAGGUAAAAGGUGCUGUGGCAUGGUGGACUCCAAUGCAUUCUGGUCUUUAUCCUUUUGGUACCAACACGUGGAGGCUGGGCGCUGAUGUUUGUAACAUACAAGCUGGACACACUGUAAACCUGACACUGUCAGUAUGCGGGUCAGGAAUGUUUACCUGCAGCUCUGGGACUUGUAUUAGUCUAUAUAAACGCUGUGACUUGAAUGUGGAUUGUCCCGACCAGAGUGACGAAGCCGAGUGCUCGCUGGUAGAUAUACCAUCAGGAUACAGCAUCACUCUUCCUCCACCACCAAUUGAUCAACAAAACGUUUUGCCUAUCUAUUUCACAAUCAAUAUCUUAUCAUUCACCUCUAUAAACACAGAAGACCUUGCUAUCGUCACCGCAUUUGAGCUAAAGAUGCGCUGGAAGGAUCCCAGACUCAAAUAUUUAAAUCUCAAGGAGGACCGUUCCUUAAAUGUUCUUUCAAGUGUGUCCGUGUCUAGAAUCUGGACUCCUCAAGUGUUCUUCAGCAAUGCCAGAGGCAACGUAUUUUCCAACCUAGACCAAGGCUCUAGGGUUGAGUGUAUUCAAGAAGGCAUGUCAGUGACUGGAGGCCCUCACCUCUCAGAAGAAAUGAACAUCUUCUCCGGAUGGGAAAACAGUCUCGAGCUGAGUCAACUGUACAGUGUUACAUACAGCUGUGACUUUAACCUCAUUAUGUUCCCAUUCGACGCCCAGGUGUGCACCAUGAGCUUCCGACUGGUAUCAGCCUCGGCCACACACAUGACUCUCAUUCCUCAACAACCUAACUACACCGGCCUCAUCAACUUGGUGGAAUACUCAAUAGGCGAGGUAUCCAUAACGUCGACGAAGGAUGAGCAGUUCUCCAGUGUGGCGGUCCAGGUGAGAUUUGCUCGUCGCUACGGCUUCUACCUGCUCACUCUCUACAUCCCCACCGUUCUUCUUAUCUUCAUCGCCUACGCUACUUUCUUCUUCAACCCUGAUGACUUCAACUCUCGCAUCACUGUGUGUCUCACGGCUCUCCUCGUGCUGGCAUCACUCUACACACAGACAUCUAAUUCGUUGCCCAAGACGUCGUACUUUAAGUUGGUUGAUGUCUGGCUCUUCUUCUCCAUAGUGAUAAUGUUCAUCAUUGUGAUGCUGCAGACUCAUAUAGACUUCUCCAGACAAAAAUGUUUUGAUGAUAAUAGCAAAUUUGUUACAUAUUUCAGAAAUAUAUACACGUGUUACAGCAAAAUUGCAAAAAAGUUAAGAAAUGCAAGCGAGUCGACAUCUGUCAAAGAUUAUAAUCCGAACGCCAGCAUCCAAAUUAGAGUGAGGAGCCUCGAGGAGCGUGAAGACAGUGUUCCCACACCCCAGACAGGAAGAUGGAUGAGUGACAGUAAGGGGUCACCCGCGGAGCAGGGAGAGUGUGACGUAGGGCAAAGAGUACCAAAAUACCACCGAGCUAUACGGAGGCAAAACUGGGCAAAUAACCCUGACGUUAACAUGCCUCUCAUGGAGAAAAGCAGAAUCUGGAUUCUUAUUAUCUUCAUGAUAUUCAACUUGGCUUAUUGGGGCGCUGUUCUCAGGUAUGUUAUUUGUUUUCAGAAAGGAACUAUGAGGCGUUUAACCUGUAAAACUGACUUCUUUCGCCUGUUGCACAGGAGAGACGGCUCAGUCAAAUUGAACAAGAAAAUGUCCAAAAAGCGCACCUACACUGACGUCUUUCUUCGCCAUGGCUUUGUGAAUUUAACUUCUGGUGGAGAGGAUCGGCCACAAUGUGUGGCAUGUCACAAAGUGUUGACAAAUGAAAGCCUCAAGCCAUCAAAACUCUCAGCUCACCUCCAGAAGUGCCAUCCAAAUCUUCAAAAUAAGGAUCAGGCUUAUUUUCAGCGCCAGGCUGUAGCACUGAAGAAUAACCAGUUCGGCUCAUCUGGAAUUCAAGCCCAAAAGCUUCAAGCUGCGGUCGAAGCAUCCUACUGUGUUGCAUAUAAAAUUGCCGAACAACAGAAAUGCCACACCAUUGCAGAGAAUCUGAUUAUGCCUUGUGCAUACGAGAUGGUAAGCAAGGUAUGUGGGGAGGAUCAAGCGAAGAAACUGAGUGUCAUAUCUCUAUCAAACAACACCAUCCGCCGACGAGUCGAUGACAUGGCAUCAGAUAUCCUGUCCCAAGUUACAACAGAGAUCAAGGAAAGCUCAUAUGGCAAAUUCUCCUUGCAAUUUGAUGAAUCGUGUGACAUAGCCAGUUGUGCUGUUCUCCUUGGGUUCGUCCGUUACGUCCACCAGGACAAGAUCAAAGAAGAGUUCCUAUUAUGCGAGGAUCUGCUGACAACCACAAAGGGAGAAGAUGUCUUCAAUAUCAUCAACAGUUUCUUUACCAAGAAUGGAUUGGAUUGGAACAGCGUUCAACAGGAUAUAUUCACCGACCGAGAAACAAUGCUACACUGGCUGAGAAUGGUGUGGGAGGCGGCUUUGUCUGCACGCUCGGCACUGGACAGGAUCCGUACAAUCGACGAAAACGGAGUAAAAAAUAAACGAGAAAAGUCGGCCAAAACCAAAAUUGGCGAUAAUGGAGAUCGAAAAAAUGGAGGGUCCACUGUACAUAUUCUCUAUGUCACCAGUGUGAUUUGCAAAAUGUAUUGA
This is a messenger RNA of Cherax quadricarinatus, 3735 nucleotides long. NCBI's taxonomy places the organism in Eukaryota, Metazoa, Arthropoda, Malacostraca, Decapoda, Parastacidae. The record is from RefSeq and is a predicted model, not a curated record.